Messenger RNA from Xiphias gladius (swordfish), 6279 nucleotides. It is a transcript of the gene fam193a, whose product is annotated as family with sequence similarity 193 member A. The record is from RefSeq and is a predicted model, not a curated record. Bases 485 to 5356 code for a protein of 1623 amino acids. Lineage: Eukaryota; Metazoa; Chordata; Actinopteri; Istiophoriformes; Xiphiidae. The transcript has 23 exons.
GGAUGCGCUCUCCCCCUGCUGUUAAAUUAUGCUUUUUGCACUUUGUGUCCGAGGUCUAAAAUAAGUUUGUUUAAUGAUUUUUAAUGGCAGAGUAAAUAUAUUUUAGGUGAAAACACGACAUUGAGCGGUCCAACAAAGUUGCUCAAAAAUUCAUCGUCAUGUUUAUCCCAACUAACUACGACUUUCUCCUUGUAGCUGGCCACAAUGUGAUAUUAAACAACAAACUCAAUUUCCCAUAAGUCCCGGUAUGGGGGACGCACAGUUGCGUUACAACGUAAGCUGAAGUCUGGUUGAGGCAGUCCAGCCAGAGGCCAUAUUGGAAUCUAUGAAGUCGGCUUGCACUUUGAUGGAAUUGAGUGUCUGUCGUUUUGGGAGUCUCUAAAUCGCUAUCCCGGAGUUAUACCCGAGUGAUUGCGCCACGCAUUCCACUCGAGACCCUGCCAAGUCUGGACGGCAAGUUGUCUCGCUUCUUUUGUGGAAAAAAAUGAGUCCAACCGAUGCUAAACGAGGGGCUAAACGCAGGAAGAACAAGCGGGGCGGUGGCGGUAGCUGCAGUGCUGUCUGCAACACCAGCGGUGGUAAGGCCGGGGUUGCCUCGGCUCUGGGCUGUGCGGGAACGGGAACACCUGCCUCUGUCGUCAGCUUCUUAACACCUGGGGGUACAGGCAACGGGAAUAUGGGGUCCAUCACGGGCAUAAACGGAGAGGUCAACAUGAACAACAGUGUUACACCGCAGUUUACAGAAGGACCAGUGAACGCUGACUUCUCCGGAGUCCUUCAGACCCCAUUCACGUUUGGCUUGAACCAGCGGGCGCCCUACACGGCCGGUGAUCGCUGCCUGUUAUGCCGAUGUGAGCGUAAGGACAGUGCCGUUCCUUCCGAGGCAGGGAUCUCAGGCCAGAACGGUACGGCACAGCCUGCCAAGACACCCAGUGCCCUCCAGCUGCCUUUGUGGGUGUGCUUUGACUGCAGGCGCACAGUUGAGAAGGAGGACCGACACACUGCUCUGGAGCAGUCAUUGGGGAACCAGGACUUCCUUUUGCACAUGCCUGUGGGUAAUGGAAACCUGGGCCAGGAGGCAGCCACAGGGGACAGACUGACCACUGCUGCGCCUACACUACCCAUGCUCCCUGCCCCGGACCUUACCGCACCAAUGCCUGCUGAUACAGUGUGCAGCUGUGAAGCCUGCAACGAGAGACGGGAGAUCUCUGCUGAGUCAGAGCGAGAGUCACAGCAGCUGCAGAACCACUGGUCGGAGGUUCGCUACCUGGUGCGCUGCAUCUACCGUCAGACAGGAACACCACUAGCAGAUGACCAUGACCAGCCCCUAGAGAGAGACAGGGAGGGCAUGAAGGAGCUGGUGGACAGACUCUGUGAGAAGGACCCCUACCAGCUAUAUCAGCGGUUGGAGCAGCAGGCUCGAGAAUAUGUCUUGGAAAUGAAGGUGCGGCUAUUGAAGCACCUCUCUGCAGGCUCCAAGACUACGGGACAAUCGGGGACCGUGGCUGCAGCCCAGGGUCCUCCUCAGGCCCACCAGUUCAUCUCCCUGCUGCUGGAGGAGUACAGUGCCCUCUGUCAAGCUGCACGCACCAUCAGCAGCUUCCUACUCACCCUGGAGAAUGAGCACCUCCAGAAAUUCCAGGUGACGUGGGAGCUGCACAACAAGCACCUUUUUGAGAAUCUGGUGUUCUCUGAACCGAUCUUGCACAGCAGUUUACCUGCACUGGUUGCACAGCUGAAACAUGGCACAGCCUCCCAUGAUUCAUACAAUGAAGACAUGUAUAGGACCUUGUUAGAGAGCUACCAGCAGCUACAGCAGGAGAUGUCCUCAGUGGCUGCUGAAUGGCAGGAGUGUGAGAAGAGGAUUGAUGACUAUGUAGAUGAACAGCUGCUUUUUAAGGUGGAGGGUCAGAGUCUCACCAACCAAAGAACAGAGCCACACAAGUCCUUGAUUAGCAAAAACACUUUAAAGACUAAGCAGCGAAUGCUGAAGGAGGACUGGGAGUUCUUUAAGCAGAGGAGAUUUAUAGAAGAACAGUUACCUAACAGUAAGAAGCCCCCAAGCGGAGAUAACAACUUCACAGACACAAUGAGGAUGCUGUCAUCUCGUCUGAGUAUUCCAGACUGUCCAAACUGCAAUUAUCGAAGAAGGUGCACAUGUGAUGACUGUAGUCUCUCGCACAUCCUGACAUGUGGCAUCAUGGACUCUCCCAUCGCUGAGGACCUCCACAUCAAGCUGCCUCUGCAGGGGGAACCUCCCCGGGAUUACUUGGCCGAGGUUCACCCUCCGAGCCUCUCCUCUGGCAGCUCAGCAUCUGGCUCCAACUCCAGUUCACCCAUCACCAUUCAGCAACAUCCAAGGCUCAUUCUGCCUGAAGGGGAUACCAACACUUUUAUUAGUGAUGAUGAAGAAGUGCCUCCAUUGUCCAGUAAGUUUGGGGACAUCUACCCUAUGACUGGUUAUGAGGAGAGCAGUGUUGUGAACGCUGCUGUGAACGGCCUCCAUGAUGACAUCAAUGGGGAAGGGGAAAACGUUGCAUUAAAGGCAGGGUCUCCCCACAUUACCAGUAGCAUUAGUUCAUCAGAGGGUGAUGAGGAGGAAGCUGAUGGUGGGGUUGGUGGGGAACCCCGAGGGCAGCAGGAGGAGCUUUCCUCAGGGAAGACCAACAGUCCACCACCUGCUUACAACCACCAACAGGUAGAACAGGUCCAACAUGCCUGCGAGUGCCACGUAUGCAACCAGGAUCCCAGCUCCUCCACCCUGGGCCUUGCCACAUGCCUGCCCCCUAGUCGACUCCACGCUGCGCCUCCCCCGGCUGUUGGACACCAGUUCUUCACAGACAGCAAGACUCCCCCUGCCCACCCUGCCCUCCACCUCUACCCCCACAUCCACGGUCACCUGCCCCUACACAACUUCUCCCGGCCCCUUCUGCACCCCACACUCUACCCACCCAGUCCUCCUCUCACACACAGCAAGCCUCUGCCCCCAAACCCUACAUCAAACCACUCAGCGGCCAAGCAGCCAGCCUUUAGCCCGUCACUACCAGAGCAUGUCUACCAGAACUGCUUUGGUGGUGCAGGUGGAACAGGUGACUGGAACAGCUCGCUGCAGUGCCUCUCACUCAAGUUUGAGAAUCUGUGGGAUGCUGCUGUGAUGAAAAGCUGGAAUCCAUCUGUACUGUUGCCUGAGUCCCUGCCAGGUGACAUGCUUGGACCACCCCUCGCUGAAGUCCCUCUCCCUCCAACAUCAUCCAUCGGCCCCCAAGGGGAACACCCCUCACUGCCCAACCCUCUACCCACUUCCUCUUCGUCGUCAUUGUCAUCGUCAUCAUCAUUGUCGUCGUCAUCAUGCUCCUCUUCAGAAGCCAAAGAGCAGAAGAAGAGUGGGGCCAAGAAGAAGUGUCUCUACAAUUUCCAGGAUGCCUUCAUGGAGACCAACCGAGUAGUGAUGGCCACCUCCGCCUCCACAUCCUCUGUGUCGUGCACUGCCACCACUGUCCAGUCAAGUAAUAACCCACCCAUCCACCUAGCAUCUAAAAGACCCAACUCUUUAGGUAAUAUAGACGAUGUAUUUCACAAUCUAGGUAAAGAGGACCACAGGCAGCCCACUCCAGCCACCCCUAGAAACGGCUCCACAGGAUUGACCUCCCUCCCUCCGCUCUCGGGACCUGCCCUGCCCCCAGCACCCACAACGCACCUUCCCACAAUGGGAUCACAGCCCUUCCCAAAGAUGGCCGCUCCAGCCCCAGACUUUGUAGAAGCGCACCAGGGUUUGUGUCUCCCGCCUGCAGAGCCUCCAGCCUCCUCAACAGACGGUCCAGUCAGUGCUCCGCCCAGUGUCUGCAGUGAUCCUGACUGUGAAGGCCAUCGCUGUGAGGGGAAUGGAGCGUACGAGCACCAGCCGUACGAUGGAGAAGAGAGUCAGGAUGAGGACAGUUGUUCUGAGCAUAGCUCCUCCACCUCCACCUCCACCAACCAGAAAGAAGGAAAGUACUGUGAUUGCUGCUACUGCGAGUUCUUUGGGCAUGGCGGGCCCCCAGCUGCUCCUACCAGUCGAAACUAUGCAGAGAUGCGGGAGAAGCUGCGCUUACGUCUGACAAAACGUAAGGAGGAGCAGCCGAAACGUGAGGAGCAGCAGCCAGUGAUAGAACGAGAUGGAGGGGUGGAGGACCACAGGCGGGUUGAGGAUCUGUUGCAGUUCAUCAACAGUGCUGACAGUAAACCUGCCUCCAGUUCUAAGGCAGCAAAACGAGCCAGGCAUAAACAAAAGAAGAUGGAGGAGAAAGCCCGUCUAGAAGCAGAGGCCCGUGAAAGGGAGGAGCAGCUGCUGUUGGAGGAGCAGCAACGGCGACAGCGACAGGAAGAGGAAGAGGCAGCACUUCAAAAGGAACUGCUACGGCUGCAGGAGCUGCAGCAACAUCGUGCUGCUAAGAAGAAAAAGAAAGAGAAAGCAAAGGAAAACACCGCACCCCCUCAGAACAACCCACAACCCCUCAAACAGACAGCUCAGAACGUCCUAGAUAAUCUUCAGAAUGGAAAGUCACAGCUGCUUCAAACCCUCAUCCGCCUCCCCGACCAGAGGGAACCAAGAUUUGACCCCGUACCCCAGUCCAGACCACAGCACAGCCCAAAACGCACCAGUGACAAGGGGUUUUCUGCUGAGACCAACAUCCCCAACUCUCCAGCCACCCUCCACAAUGGCACUUCUACAUCUCACCUCGAGGUCAACAGUAAAGUUAAGGCCAAACAGUCUGCUAAGGUGACCACUUGCGUGGCUGCAGUAAAGAAAGCCCCAGAGUUGCCCAAGAGCUCAGAUGUGACAGCAAAGCUAACUAACAGCACCACCCCCACCACUACAGCAGACACCAAAGCAACAUCAGUCAGGCCUGCCGAGGCUCUAGCUCCUCUCCCAAUCCCUGAACCGAGGAGGGAGGACAGGAGUAACAACAGAAGUGCCAGUGGAAAAAGGCAGCAGCAGCAACAACAGCAACUCCUCACCCAAAUAAAUGAAGACAGGAGAAGUCCACCUGUGUCGAACCCCUCCCCGUCUCCCCCUCCAGCCUCCCAGUCUGAGCAGACCCAGCAGAACGGUAAACCUCCCAGUGCAGAGUCCCCACAGCCCAAAGGCAAGACCAAGAAGAACAAGAAGAAGAAGGGGGACAAGAUGAACAACUCCAUAGAUGAUGUAUUCUUGCCCAAAGACAUCGACCUGGAUAGCACUGAAAUGGACGAAACAGAGAGGGAGGUGGAAUAUUUCAAAAGAUUUUGCUUGGAUUCUGCUCGACAGACCCGUCAACGACUUUCCAUCAACUGGUCAAACUUUAGUUUGAAGAAAGCUACGUUUGCUGCACAUUAAGGGUGUUAGUGAGUGACUGUCAGGACACAAUCAGUACCUUAACAGCUAUACCAACCCACACGUUCCCCACCCCCAGCCAUCCCUUUACCUCCACACAACUGUUGUCCUCCCGAAACUUCUCUCCUGCUGUGCCCGAAUCACACCCACGCUGCCUUGCUUUGUUCUUGUCGCUGUGUGGUUCCAACACAGACCCAUCUGGACUGAUCCACCUGCAGAACUAAAACAAAAAUGAAAUGAAAUGACACAAAAAGAAUCACAAAAUGCUACUUUACAUCUGAUUAAUUUUCCUUGCGUGCUUGUGUGCUUUUAGUCUGAGUUGGGCAUUUCUCUUGACUGAAAAAGCCAUGGUCUGAAAUUAUUUUCUUAUAUUGGCUUACCUGCAGUCAAAAGAUGCUUACUAUGUCUGGAUGGUUUCCUUCCAAAAGAAGAGACAAUGGAAACUUCAAAAAAAUGAGAAAUGUAAUGAAUUAAAAGCUGUAUUUGAGAUAUUGUGGCUUACUAUCCCAUCGUUUCCCGUUCCUAGCACGGCAUAUCAUCCACAUGAUUGACAAGGGAAUGGGCUUGGUCAGCUGGUCUCCACUCCCUGAUCCCUACCCUCCCCCCUCCACCACCAUCAACACCCUAUUUCACAGAAAGGAGGAAGGCGAAAUACUUGACAAUGUUCUUUUUUGGUUUUUAAGUUCUGUUUAACAAACUGUUGAGUAAAAGUGUACCAGUUACAGUUUUUGUUUUCUUGAUUUUUGACCUGUAGCCAGCUUGUAUCAGAAUACUUUCAGAAUGAAAUUGAAAAAGAACAAUACUCACACUAUCAAUCUGUUAUAGAGUGUAUAUUGUAUUAACACUGAAGCCAAACUGGCUACUUUUAACAUAUUGUUAAGUAAUAUUAAAUCUUGUCUUUCUUUUUUGAAAGAUGGAAUACAGUA